This is a messenger RNA of Acaulospora morrowiae, 920 nucleotides long. NCBI's taxonomy places the organism in Eukaryota, Fungi, Glomeromycota, Glomeromycetes, Diversisporales, Acaulosporaceae. The record is from the annotation of a GenBank genome assembly.
UUCAUCAUUGUUUGGUCUUGAUAAUCUAAUAGUAAAACGUGAAUUGGAAAGAAUUCACAAGGCCUCUUUACGAUGUCAAGUUACUGAAUGGAAUGAUCUAGAAAUUAUGAAAAAAUUUUUUUAUAAACAUUUGUAUCAGAAUAUUGCUACUACGAAUUUGUCAUGGUAUCAAUUUUUUGUCAAUUGGAAAACACAAAAAAGUAAUAUUAUUGAACUUACUAAUGCCUUGAAGAAAAUAUAUCCUUCUAAUUUCACUGUAGAUGAUCGGAUCUUGCGAAAUUGGCGAGCAAUGCUACGAGCAGUUGGAUGUACAAAUAUCACGCCAUUUUCAAAACAAGAAUCAAAGCUUGAAUUUUGGUCGUCGGCUAUAGAUCCUUUACCUGAUAAGGAAACUAUAGAAAAUUUGUAUAAAGCGGGAUUAUUAAAUCUUGGACUAAUUAUUCAAUCACAAAAGAAUGAAAAAUCAGAAACUAGUACUGAGUUAAAGUUUUGGCGAAGCUUUGAACAAGCCUUGGAUCAAAAUAAACGGGGUCUAAAUGGAUGUUCCAUUAUUGAAAAACCUGUGAUCAAAAGAUCACGCAUUUCAAAUAUUCAAGACGCGCAAUUCUUGGCCUUUUUUGAUGAUAAGAAUAAUGUUAGUAUGAGUUCAUACGCAGUCGACAAAAAAACAGGAUUACCUUUAUUAUAUUUAAAAGAUAACAAAGAAGCAUUAUGGAAUAAGUUCAAAGAAAAAUAUUCUAGUGGAAUUAAACGAAACUCGUUUAUGGCACGAUUAGCCAAUGACGAACGUCGAAGAAAAGCGGCUUCAAAAACAUUACGCCGUCAUUUACGUAAAGAAUUUGAAAAAGAACUUACGAUCAAUAAUCAUGGUACUACACAUCAUGUAGAAUGCAUCAAUCAUUGUUUGAUGUAUGCUUUUG